GUUCCUCCUCACAUCCACAUGACGCCAUUUGUUGCAUGCAUACACAGAGCCCAACCUACCUCCGGAAAGAAAGCUAGGAGGCUGAGUUGAGCCUAGCUCAGAUCUCAUUCAGCCUAAAUACACAACACUAGUUCACUCCUUCACUAUCCCCCUCCCACCUAACCAUUGCAGAAGGGAAACCCGACAACAACGACCAGUAGCAACACAUCGUGCAGGCUUUUUGGCAGUUUGGGAAGACAAACGAAUUGUUCUAGUGCAUUGGAUUUGCUGCAAUAGUUUAUUUUUCAUAAAGUUUUUUUGGCAAUCACAUUCUACCAUCGUGUUCAUUGCAGGAAAGUAGGGAUUCUUGUUGCUGCAUAGAGGAAUUGCAUACAUCGAAGAGGCUUGUAAUUGGGAUCGCUUGGACUUAACUUUUGAGGAUUUGUUGGGACUAUGCAAAUCGAACGAAACUUGGUCUGUAUUAGGAGUUUGUUGGAUUACUUUGAAUAGUGCGAAGUCACAGUAAAACGAAAAAAAGGGACUGGAACUUGUGCAGCGUUGUGAUCACGGAUUUCCGAUGUGUUCAAAGCCUGCUGGAGUGAGCACUCUUCAGAGUUCAGAUGGAGACGAGAGGUCAGCAUGGGAAUGGUUCGCCGGCUCUGUUACAUUUUGUGCUUGACACUGGCAGACAGCACUGGGACACUUCUGAUUCAAGGGAUGGACCAAUGCAGCAGACCCAGGUGUUGUCUUUGGAACAGAUCCGAGCCAUCCGCAGCACGAAUGAGUACACAGAGGGACCUACUGUGGCACCGAGACCUGGAAUUAAGCCUGGGUCUGUCCCAGUUACUCAACAGAAAAAUGAAAGGAUGCAUGGAUUAACAGAAACAGAAAUCCAAUUGGCUGGCCAUCGAGGCCAUCCUCAACCUGGAACACCUUCUCGGAUACCUUUAGCCCGUACAACUAGUGCUGUAAGUACUGGGUCAAGGAGCAGUACACGGACAAGCACAGGAAGUGCUUCAUCAGAGCUUCCCCUCUUGGUACCUUCCACUUCACCACCUCUGCAUCUUGCUGACCAGAUAAUUCGGGUGCAGCCAAAGUCAGACUUAAAGGAGGAGCUAAAACCCCUUAGUAGAACACAGAUGGGAAAGCAUUCAUUAAGGUGUGAAGACUGUGGAAAAUGCAAGUGUAAGGAUUGCACAUAUCCCAGGACACUGCCAUCCUGCUGGUUAUGUGACAAACGGUGCUGGUGCUCAGCUGACAAUGCAGUGGAAUAUGGGACCUGCAUCUGCUGUGUGAAGGGACUUUUUUAUCACUGCUCAAGUGAUGAUGAGGAUAACUGUGCAGACAACCCCUGUUCCUGCACCCAGUCUCGGUGCUGUGUUCGCUUUUCUGCCAUGGGGGCAGUAUCACUGUUUCUACCUUGUUUGUGGUGCUACCUUCCUGCCAAGGGGUGCCUUAAACUGUGCCAAGUGUGCUAUGAUAGAGUCAAAAGACCUGGAUGCCAAUGCAAACGCUCAAACACAGUUUGCUGUAAAGUUCCAUUAGUCCCUCCUAGGACCUGCGAGAAGCCAACAUAGCAAUAGAGAGACAGAAAGAGAGAAAAUAACGAGGCCUUAAACUUUCAACUCACAUUGUAUGCAGCAAAAAAGGUGUAAUUCUAGCACUCCUGGUUCUGAGUUGCAGUGCAGUUACUGUUUUCAUUAAUAUGCUUUUUUCCUCUUCCCAUUUUAACUGGUGCCUGUGCUAAAGGAAGAUAACAGAUGAAGCUCAAACUGGACUUAUAAGCUAGAAAUCAAUGGAAACAUUUAGUCAGUCAUGUUUUUAAUUACUUCUUGUAAAAACUGAAAAAAAAUGUAAAAGAGCAAAAGACUCGCCUUUCUUUUUUUUUUCUCUGACAGAGGUAAUGUGCUAUAUUUUUGUAUAUACAAUAUAAUAAUAUUUGUAAAUGUCAAAUAAAAAAGGAAACAGUGACACAACAGUGGCACACUGUUGAAAUGUUAUACUAAUAUGUUGUACAUUCAGGAGAAUGUGAAUCAGUCAAUAUGUUUUUAGAUUAUAUUUUACCUUAUUGAAACCUGCUAUUACACAACUUUUGACUCCCUUCAGACUUCCUGUAUAUUUUAAAGUUACCAUAAAAUUCAAUCUUUAUUUUCUAAUUUUCAACAUAUUUAGUGUAAAGAAUAUUUAUUUGAAGUUUUAUUAUUUUAUAAAAAAGAAGAAAUAUUUAUUUUAAGAAGCAUCUUAGAGAAUCACCCCUUUUCAUAAGAUCAUUGUAGUUGCUGCAAAUGUAGGGUGAUGCAAAUCAGAUGCAUAUGUUCAAUAUAAAAUAGAAAAUAUAUUAACGUUUGAAAAUCA
This is a messenger RNA of Protopterus annectens (West African lungfish), 2334 nucleotides long. It is a transcript of the gene SPRY2, whose product is annotated as sprouty RTK signaling antagonist 2. Gene Ontology annotation, cellular component: membrane; cytosol. NCBI's taxonomy places the organism in Eukaryota, Metazoa, Chordata, Ceratodontiformes, Protopteridae. Gene Ontology annotation, biological process: negative regulation of Ras protein signal transduction; animal organ development; multicellular organism development. The coding region runs from base 600 to 1556 and encodes 318 amino acids. The transcript has 2 exons. The record is from RefSeq and is a predicted model, not a curated record.